This is a messenger RNA of Pecten maximus, 1673 nucleotides long. RefSeq lists its product as uncharacterized. The coding region runs from base 1 to 1482 and encodes 493 amino acids. The record is from RefSeq and is a predicted model, not a curated record. Lineage: Eukaryota; Metazoa; Mollusca; Bivalvia; Pectinida; Pectinidae. The transcript has 3 exons.
AUGGGAGCAGCUACAGCCAACUGCAGUGAAACAUGGGAAAUAUUGUUCGAGGUGGACGCAGACGGCAGUGUUCUUAACGGUAGCAGAGCUGAUGUGCUGUCUGCCGCGAUAAGAGGCGAUGACAUGAGGAUACACCUGCCACCUGAUGUUUACUUAGAGGUUGACGACAUUAUGAUUAAAGAUGGCGUCGUCUGUGCAGCUUCUCUUUUUGUUCUAUCAAAGAGCAGCUGGGGCACUUUUGUGUCAAAUAUGUACUGGAAAUUUGUCAAGGUGUGCGAUCAUGGGCUUGUACAUUUUGGCAAGGUCUACCUUGGCAAAUCAGAAAAUCCGUCAUCUACAUUGCCAAUAGGCAAGCAUUCCAUUUGGUUUACCAGACCAUUGAUGCAAACAGACUCGCAGGUGAACCCUGUGUACUGUAACCAUGCCAACGGAUCUUCGACCUGUGGUAGCCUGUAUGACCUUUUCAAGGCUGCAGAGGAGGGCGCGGGCAUUAGAAUGUUGGAAAACCGAAGUGGAACAUCAAAUUAUAUUUAUUCUGCUGAUCGCAUUGAACUUACUGACGAUAGUUGUGGAAUAGCGUCUCAAACUGUUUGGAGAGUUGGGUCAUUGCUGGGACUCUCCGAUUUUAGCCAAUGGUAUACAAGUCCUUUCUACUGGUUUGUGGUAUUGAAAUCAUCAUUUGGUUCCAAAGAAGUUUCUCGUCCGUCCAUCGGAGCUGGUACAAUCUUGACACAAUCGUUUGCAAAUACAUGCGACAAUAAUUGGUUUGCAGACUAUUGUUGGACUCAUAGCUUUUCCCACGGAAAGAAUGGCGAUGAAACUCUUGGUUCCAAACAAGAACUACUGGACAUGAUAAACCAAGGCAGGAGGGUUCGAAUUGUAUUUGACAGUUAUGCAAUGAAUGCAGAUAACAUUGCCAUUAACAACGGUAUUGUCACUGCUCAGCUACUGAGCCAGGUUGUAUCAUCGACAGAAACUCAACAGAAUGUAGGCAAUGUCAUAUCUAAACUGGUCAGAAUAUCGACAAAUGGAGAUAUAUUUACAGACCUCUACCAUCGUGGUACCUCCCUGAAGGCGGGGUAUGAUAAAUCGACCACGGCUGCUCAGUGGUUUGUUGACACAAGACAAUGGCGUCUUGUUCUUGGUACUGGUACAAGUGGAUCUGCUAUUGAAGGAUCGAAGCUUGAUUUAGCAAAAGCUGUUCGAGCCGGAUCAAGAUUGCGAUGUAUCGUUAAACUAUCGGCUACAGAAAGACUCAUCGUGACCGCAGAUAACAUCGAAGUGAGUACCGAUGGUAACGUUGCAGCUCAGGUUUUUCGUUUGAUGGAAUUCGACGACAAUGACACCAACUUUAUUCCAUUUUGGAGAAUUUUGAUUCUAACGACAAAUGGCGAGAUGAAGGAGACACGUUGGACGAUCGGUGAACAUCAACAUAGAGGUGACAAUGUAGCUAAUCACCCUAUGGACUGGUAUGUUGACUAAAUUCAAGAUUUUAAAAUGUCAGCAUUGAUAGGACUGACACAUCAGGCAAAUUUAUUUGACCAUCGCUUAUGUCUUGGUUACAAUAUUAUUAAUAGUAUUUUUUGUGAUAUUACUUAAUUUACGUUAUAACAAACAUUGUAUAUAUCUUAUGUAUAUAUAUAAUUGCGAAUUCCUUUAGUUUUCUAUCGGUU